AGAAAGAAGAGAGAGACUGGGGAGAGGGAGGAAGCUUAGAGAGAGGGUGGACUGAGAGAGAAUGAUCGCAGGGGAUGUUAGAGAGGGACAGGGCAGGUUAGAGAGAGAGAAGUGAGAGAAUGAGGAGAGAGAUAAAGAUGAUAAGAAGGGCAGUUUAUAGAGAGAGGAGAGAGAGUGAAUGACAGAGUUCUGGAGAGAGAAAGAAAGGAAGAGAGGUGACAGCCUUUUAGAGGGAGAGUGAGAGAGGGGGCGAUAAAAGAGAGAAGGACUGUUUAGAGAGAGGAGAGAGAAGGAAGAGCUGAGAGAGAGGGGGGGGAAGGGGGUGUGGUGGGGGAGAUUGGAGGGGAGGCAUAGAGAGGAACAAAAGCGCUGGAGUGGGAGGAAGAUGGCUUUAGAGAGAGAAAGAAAGAGUGGAGAGAGAAAAACAUAGUAACAAGAAAGAGAAGGUCGCAGUGUCUGCUGCUUCAGCCAAAGGGAGGGAGAGGGGAAGUGGGGAUUUUUAGGGUUUCGUCUCCUUUUUUAGAAGCUUCCGGACCUCGCGUCGUCCGGUUCUGCUUUAGCUCGGGAAUCGUGGUCGUCGUCUUCGUCUCUCAAUCUGGUAAGGUUUCCUAUUUCCUGCUGAAUUAACGAGGGUCAGGUUCUGUCCCUCUUCUCUUCUUGUGCUCGGCGAAAGCGUAGAAUUUGCUGACCGGUCGAAGCGCGGGAACUCUGCUUGAUCGGUAGAUCAUUCUCAGUUUUCUCCUUCUCGCUUGGCGUUGAAUUUGGUCGUCAUUCACGGCGUUGUUGCGACCCCGCCUUCCCGACUUUUCUGCGUAUUGUGGGUGCGGAAGUGGAGGAGUUGGGAUUGUAGGUCUUCUCAAGGUUCUGGCUAGGAGACGUUCUUGGUCGACUCGGACAUUUGUCACUCUUUGGUGUUGCUGGUGGCUGUUGGGGUUGAAAUUCGAGAGUUUCUGGCGUCUGGUGCCCGCUGAGUUGUGGUCUUGGGAUACAAUGGCUGGGAUUUUGAAAUUUUGGUGUGGUUUUGGUUGAUGGGGAUGAGAACUGGGUAAUGGUGAUGCAUGCCCAUUUGGUGGCUCGAAUCCUCCUUGUGAUAGCAGCUCUGUUUUUAAGUUAAAUGGGCUUCGUGAUGGAUCUGCUCAACGAAUCCUUAUGUCUAUGCAUUUUGAGUUUUCUCUAUGUUCAGAGGCAGGUGAUUAUGUAACAAUUUGGUUUAUGUUGAGCAUUCUGGUAGAUUGUUUCCGUUUGAGGAUUCUAAUUGUUAAUGCCAAUUUGAAAUUGAGUGAUGCAUUGUGGAUUGCAAAAAAUUUGCUGUAGUACUGGCAUUCUCAUUGGCUUGGUUCAGUUUUAUGGUCUGAGUUUUGCUCCUUUUGCUUUUCUACCUUUAUCCACUAUCCGCAUCGACAUUCAGGAGAAUAGAUAGGGUUUGAGAUGACUGAAUUUCUGAAUUGCCUGUUGGGUAUUUACCUGUGCAACCAGCUAUAUUGCUGAAGCUGGGCAAUUUCAUCAGUUCCUUUUGUGAUCAGAACAUCGGUAUCAUCAAUGGUACCUUCAGGGCCUCCGACUCCAGUCGGUGGCGCCCAGACAGUUGCCCCUUCGGCUCUCUUAAGAACAAAUUCUAGUCUUUUAGGAGGCCAGGGUGGAUCAAUUCCUGCACAACCUGCCUUCUCUCCUCUUGUUUCUCCACGCACUCAGUAUGGAAACAUGGGGGUGUUGGGAAACUUGUCCAAUGUUUCUUCACUUCUUGGUGGUGGGGGGAAUGCGGGCAUUGGUGUCAACCCAUCUUUUGUUGGGGCCAAUGGGCCAGUAUCUUCUGGUCCAAAUCCGGGUCUUUCUGGAUCUGGAAACAUGCAGAGGGGAGGUAUUGGUAUGAAUGCUGAAUCUGAUGCGCUCACAGGCAUUGGCAGUGGGUUGGCCUUUAAUGCUUCACCGUUGCCAUUCACAUCAACAAAUGCUUCUGCUGCUAUCUCAUCUGGUAUAAGUGGAUCUAUGACGGCUUCUGGGGGUCCCCAUUUCCCAAAUCAGUUGUCUCAAGAUCUUCCACACCCUCAACAACUUGAGGUGCAGAACUUCCAGCAUGGGCAGCAAGGGCAGGACUCAUCUAAUAGUCUCCAAAUUCAGUCCCAGCAUAUGCUUGGGGCACGAAGCUUGCAGCAGUUCUCUGCUCAGAACAACAUGGGCUUGGCAGCAAGCCAACAACAGCAGUUGCAGUCUCUUAGGGCACUUAGUGGUGAUCCAAAUGGACCCCAGUCAUUGGCACCCUUGCGUGGUCUGAUGCCUGUGAAAAUGGAGCCUCAAGUGGCCAAUGAACAAUCAGCACAACAACAGAUGCAGGCUUUACGGGGUCUUGUUCCUGUGAAGUUGGAGCAACAGCAGCAGCAGCAACAGCAUCAGCAUCAGCAGCAACAACAGCAGCAGAUAACUUCUUUGAGAAACAUUCCAGGCAUUAAAAGUGAGCCUCAGCAUUCAGAUCAAUCAUUACUUUUGCAACAGCAGCAACAACAGCAGCAGCUUUUGCAAAUGUCUCGACAAAGUCCCCAGCAAAUGCAAUUGCAGGCAGCACAAAUGAAUCUCCUGCAGCAGCAGCAGCGGCUCUUGCAACAACAACAGCAACAACAGAUGUUCAAGACAUUACCUGUGCAACGUUCAGCACUGCAACAACAACCUAUACAGCAGUUUCAACAACAUAACAUGCCACUAAGAUCUGCAAUAAAACCUAUGUAUGAGCCUGGGACGUGUGCUAGGAGGUUGACACAGUAUAUGUAUCACCAGCAACAUAGGCCUGCUGAUAAUAGCAUUGAUUUUUGGCGAAAAUUUGUCUCCGAGUAUUUUGCUCCACAUGCCAAGAAGCGGUGGUGCGUUUCUUUGUAUGGCAAUGGGAGGCAAACAACUGGUGUUUUCCCACAGGAUGUCUGGCAUUGUGAAAUAUGCAAUAUAAAGCCUGGUCGUGGUUUUGAAACAACUGUAGAGGUUUUGCCGAGGCUCUGCAAAAUCAAAUAUGACAGUGGAACUUUGGAAGAACUUCUAUACGUGGAUAUGCCUCGGGAAUAUCAUACAGCUUCUGGUCAUAUUGUCUUGGAUUAUGGAAAGGCAAUCCAAGAAAGUGUAUUUGAGCAGCUACGUGUAGUUCGUGAUGGACAACUUAGGGUUGUUUUCUCUAUGGAUCUAAAGAUAUGCUCUUGGGAGUUUUGCGCCAGACGCCAUGAGGAGCUUAUCCCUCGAAGACUGAUACUAUCUCAGGUUAGCCAGCUAGGUACAGUAGCUCAGAAAUACCAAGCUGCCAGUCAAAAUGGGUCAUCCACUUUUACAGCACAGGAGUUGCAGAACACUUGUAAUAUAUUCGUUAAAAUUGCCCGUGAUUUAGCCAAAGCUAUGGAGGUUCCAUUGGUAAAUGAUUUGGGAUACACAAAGCGAUAUGUUCGCUGCCUUCAGAUAUCUGAGGUGGUUAACAGUAUGAAGGAUUUGAUUGAUUAUAGUCGGGAGACUAAAACAGGUCCCAUGGCUAGUUUGAUUAAUUUUCCAAGAAGGACAAUAGCAUUGGGUGGAACAAAUCAAUGUCAGCAGCAGCAGCAACAACAACAGCAACAGCAGCAGCAGCAGCAGCAGCAACAACAACAACAGCAACAGCAGCAGCAAGAAGAACAGACAAGGUCACAGAAUGAAGGUUCAGUGCAAGCCUCUUCUGUCCAGCAGCUUACACAAGGUAAUGGUGUAGUUGGUCUAACCAACCUGCUGAAUGCCUCUCCUACCUCCUCCUCUGCGUCCACAAGCACCAUAGCAGGUCUUAUCCAUCAGAAUGCCAUUAACACAAGACAAGACAAUCCAUUGAACAAUGGCACGAGCCCUUUUGGAAACUCGGUUCAAAUUUCAUCGGCUGGUUCUUCAAAUUCACUACAACAGUCACAUCCCAAUCCAUCUUCUCCCUUCCCCAAUACUGUUCCCUCAGCACCUAACCCACUUCCUCAGUCUUCUAUUCCACCAACUGCACAUUCAACUGCACAUUCGAGUUCUGCAAAUUCACCUGCAAAUAUUCCUCCACCUCAGCCUUCACAUUCAGGUGAAGUUGAUCCCGAUGAUUCUCAAAGCUCUGUGCAGCAAAUAAUACAAGAAAUAAUGAUGUCCUCUCAGCUGAACGCUGGGGGUAACAUGGUUGGGAUUGGCCCUAUGGGAAAUGAGAUGAAGAGUUUGAAUACAAUGAAUAUGCAGACAGGAAAUACAUCCCUAAAAGGAGCAAACUGUCUGGUCGGUAAUGGAAUCUCCAGCGGUAUAGGCAUCAACAGUGUUGGUUUUGGCAGCAUGGGAGGAAUCAACCCAAUGGCAGCAGUAACAAUGGCUGGUAUAAGGACACCUGUGCCUGGAAACUCUGUGCCAACUUUAAAUGGAAGAAUUAGCAUGCAGUCAAUGCCCCACCAGGAUCCAAGUAUGAACCAUCAGCAGGAUAUGAGCAACAGAUUUUUAAGCGGGCUUGGAUCAGUGAACAACUUCAAUAAUCUUCAAUUUGACUGGAAACCGUCUCCGUAAGGGUAUAUCUAUAUGUCCAAGUCCAAAUAUAUAUAUUUGUGCACGAUAUAUAUAUAUAUAUAUAUAGAUAUAUGUCUGAUUUAGGCUGGGGAAUCACUCUUGGCUGCAGGAAGAUCGAUCAUCUGUCUGGAACAGGAUACCUAGUCUCCUCUCUGUCCUUGGUUUUCUGUGUCUUGUAAUUUUAUAGUGAUUUUAGAAAGAGAAUUUGUUGUAUCAAGUUUCAUUUUGAACCGCUUGCUGUUUCUUCCUGUCCUUUUUUUCAUUGGGACAAUAGUGUAAUACGGGCCAUGGCCGCUUGAAAAGUAUGAUGCGGCAGCAUAGCUCUUCCCCCACUCACAUACACCCUCAACCUCAAGCAAGCAGCAGAUACAGAGCUGAGAGGCAUAAUCUGGCAGCUACCUGGCUCGGUUUUCCUUUUUUUAUGUAAUGUUCAUUGACAGUGUAGAGCUGGUUGCUUUUGAAAAGGAAUGUUGAGUCUC
Messenger RNA from Nymphaea colorata (pocket water lily), 4997 nucleotides. RefSeq names its product transcriptional corepressor SEUSS-like. Gene Ontology annotation, biological process: negative regulation of transcription by RNA polymerase II; positive regulation of transcription by RNA polymerase II. Lineage: Eukaryota; Viridiplantae; Streptophyta; Magnoliopsida; Nymphaeales; Nymphaeaceae. The record is from RefSeq and is a predicted model, not a curated record. Bases 1540 to 4518 code for a protein of 992 amino acids. The transcript has 9 exons. Gene Ontology annotation, cellular component: transcription regulator complex; nucleus.